GUCAGUGUAGAUGCUGACUGACGUUUCGACAAACUUAGUCGGUAGUCAUCUUCAGAGUCAAGUAAAAGGUAAAAGCCAAGUUAGCCAUAUUUGUUUUCUGUACUACAGCUGUAAGGUUGUCGAAAAAUCAGUCAGCACCAGCAGUCCUUCUCAAGACUCGACUAAUCUGGACGAUCGAUAUCUAACGAUGCUCCCGGGCUCAAACAAUUCACUUUACGACCUGUUUAGUUUAUACAUACAACAAUUUGCUUGAAAUUAAUCUACAAAGAACACAGAAUGAAUAUUUUGGCAAUUUUCUCUACUUUUCUCAAUGAGACAGGGACCAAGGAAUUAUGUAAAAACGUUUAUAACAAUAUAAUCAUCUGUUGAAGUUUGGAGUUUGGUAAAUAAAUAAUUUGCAAACAUUAUUAUGUGCAUACUUAUUUCAUGCAUGCCAGCACAAACAGCUUGCUGUAUACAUCAGCCAUUCCUAAACGGGGCCAGACUGUUCCGAACACGCGUACGAACAUGGCUAGCGAAAAAACACCUCUUUUGAUCAGUGGCGACCAAGCACCAUCGGUUGAAUAUGCUCCUAAAAGUGGGGCCGGCAGUGGUGAUGAUGCAGGCCCGCCUAACGUUUCAGUGGGAGAAUUGCUCCGUUUUUGCGAAAGACGGGACAAAAUAUACCUAACCAUUGGUGUAAUUGGAUGUUUACUUUACGGAUUCCUCGCACCAGGGCAAUUCAUAUUGUUUGGUCAUAUGACGCAAGACUUAGUUAAAUUUUCCCUUUGUAAAAAACUAAACUGUUCUCAUCCACUUGAUGUGGAGGAAUCUAUGACUAAAGUGGCAAUAGGCUUCCUUGGUUUAGCUGUAGCGAACUUCGUCUUAUCGUGGCUUGCCCUUGGACUGUUUGGAUUAUCAGCUGAGAGACAAGUACAUCGAAUGAGGCUCGCUCUAGUUCGCAAUGUAAUCUUUCAAGAGAUUGGUUGGUUUGACGCUCAUUCUAGUGGAGAAAUACUCACUCGACUCUCAGAAGACAUAAACAAGAUUGCUGACGGUAUUGGUUCCAAAUUUGGCAGGAUAUUUUGCAGUCUAUUCGGCUUCAUGGCUGGAUAUAUUGUUGGUUUUGUAUACUGCUGGAGGCUUUCACUGGUAAUGCUGGCUCAACUUCCGAUGCUAUUUUUUGUGGGUGGAAUAAUGGCAACGAUAACAGGUAGCUACACGAGUAAGGAGUUAGAAGCUUAUUCCAAGGCAGGCCACAUUGCUGAACAAAGUAUCUCAUCAAUAAAAACGGUAUCAGCAUUUGGUGCUGAGAAGAAACAAGGAGAGCUCUACGAAGAAAAUCUGGCCACCGCUAGUAAAUUUGGCGAAAAGAAAGGCAUAGGACUAGGAAUUGGAAUGGGUCUUUUCCAACUUGUAUUGUACUCCAACAUUGCAUUGUCUUUAUGGUACCUCAUAAAACUUGUAAGAGAUAAAGAUGCUGACCCUGGAGAUGCAAUAACCGCAUUCUUCGCCGUUAUUACGGGAUCGGUUACAUCGGGUCAGUCGGCACCAAGUUUUGAAGCUCUUGCAGCCGCAAGAGGAUCGGGUUACGCGAUCUUUGAACUCAUAGAUAGAACUUCAAAAAUUGAUGCUUCCUCUCACGAAGGCACGAGACCAACCAAUGUGAAAGGCGAUGUUGAGUUUUCUGGAAUUGAUUUUGUUUACCCCACUAGGCAAUCUGUGCAGAUCCUUAAAGACUUCAGUCUCAAAGUACCAAGUGGAAAAAGAGUUGCCCUUGUUGGUGAAAGCGGAUGCGGAAAAAGUACUGUUGUGAAGUUAGUGCAAAGAUUUUAUGAUCCUGAUAUUGGGUCGGUGAAACUUGAUGGGACUGACAUCAAAUCCAUGAAUAUUAGCUAUCUUAGAAGUCUUAUCGGUGUCGUGAACCAAGAGCCUGUGUUGUUUGGCACAACCAUAAGAGAGAACAUUGCUUUUGGUAAGGAAGGAGCAACACAGAGUGAAAUCGAAGAAGCAGCAAUAAUGGCUAACGCACACAGUUUCAUCACACAGUUCCCAAAGGGUUACGAGACACUCUGUGGAGAGCGUGGUGCUAAAAUGAGUGGUGGACAGAAGCAAAGAAUAGCCAUUGCUCGAGCUUUGAUAAGAAAUCCAAAAAUCCUGCUUCUGGACGAAGCAACAUCUGCCCUUGACUCAGAGAGUGAAGCCAUCGUCCAAGAUGCCUUAAACAAAGCUGGUAAAGGCCGCACAACUAUAGUUAUUGCACAUCGUUUAUCCACGAUAAAGACCGCUGACUUAAUAGUGUCUGUUCGCAAAGGAGCCGUCGUUGAAACUGGAACACACGAAGAAUUGAUGGCAGCAGAAGGGAUCUAUAAAAGUUUAGUGAUGUUACAGGAGAAAGCCGGGGUUGAAGAGCCUGAAAUAGAUGAGGAGGCUGAAGAGGAGAAUUUAAAGCCAAGUUCCCUUGCUUUUCCGCAAUUGGAUUUAUCUACAGCAACUACUUCAACUCAUACAGUCUCAAGAGUGUCGGGAAAAGGAGAAGAGGAGGACCUUAAAAAGGUGUCAUUAAUUGAAAUCGUCAAAAAGAACAAACCCGAGUGGAAAUAUUUAGUGCUUGGUAUUUUUGGUGCUUCGCUAUUUGGAUUGUAUCCUGCUUUGUACGGUCUCAGCUUAGGAGGAAUAUUUGGGACUCUCGACAAUGAUCCAAGUAAUGCAAAAGACAGAGAGGAAAUGGAGGACGAUAGCAGAAAAUGGGCACUUUACUUCUUCUUCUUAGGGGUUGAAAGUGGUUUUGGUAUCGUUGUACAGUAUUGGUUCUUAGCAAAAGCCGGAGAAGCUUUAACAAAACGUCUACGUACCGACACGUUUCUUCAUGUUCUAAGACAGGAUAUGAGCUACUUUGAUAAGCCAGAAAACAGCACUGGUGCUGUGUGUAUGCGGUUAUCUACUGAUGUCUCCAAGAUACAGGGGGCUACAGGAGCACAACUUGGUCUUCUUGCCUCAAGUAUCGCUACAAUCGCAAGUGGACUAGCAGUUUCGUUCUCUAAAAGCUGGAGAAUAACACUUGCAAUGUGUGCUGUGACUCCACUGGUCUACGUUGGGGGGACAUUUUUCAAUGUGUUCAUGGGAGGAGGCGGUGUUGAUCAAGAUCGCUCCAAUGCUGGAUCGGUGGCUGCAGAAACGAUUUCGAAUAUUCAAACGGUUGUUUCACUAGGACGUGAAGAAGAAUUUUAUGAACGUUAUAGCGACUCUCAAAUUGAGCCACUCAGGAAAGCAAAAAGAACUAGUCAUAUGGCAGGGUUUGCUAACGGAACUUUGAUGGCAGUGGGGAACAUCGCAUUCGCUGUUGGUUUCCGUUAUGGUGGCUACUUACUUAGUAAAGGGAAAGUUGAUGUCAAUGAAAUGACGACAUCUGUUUUUACAAUAAUUAUGUGCGCAGUUGUUAUUGGGCAACUCUCCUCCAUGACUCCCGAUUAUACCGAAGCUCGAAAAGCGACCAACAGAGUUUUCAGUUUCCUGGAGAAAAUUCCGGAAAUCGAUAGUUAUAAUGAUCGUGGAGUUAUACCGACAUCCUGUAACGGCGAAGUUCGACUGGCCAGCGUAAAAUUCCGAUAUCCAACUCGCCGACAUGUAAAAGUCUUACGUGAUCUUAGUUUUAAUGUUCAGCCUGGACAGACAGUAGCUCUCGUUGGCACUAGUGGCUGUGGUAAAAGUACUUCUAUUUCUUUAGUGGAGCGAUUUUAUGAUACACGUAGUGGGCGUGUGAUGAUCGAUGGCUAUGAUGUUAAAGAAUUAAACCUGAAAUGGUUGAGAAGCCAAAUUGGUAUCGUUUCGCAGGAGCCAGUUCUCUUUGACGUAUCGAUUAAAGAAAAUAUAGCAUAUGGCGAUACAACACGAACUAUUAGUGAUAGUGAAAUUGAAGAAGCAGCAAGAUCUGCGAAUAUCCAUGACUUCAUUUCGAAAUUGCCUCAGGGAUAUGAUACAGUUGUUGGAGACAAGGGUGCUUUAAUAUCAGGCGGACAAAAGCAAAGAGUUGCUAUUGCACGAGCAUUAAUCCGAGAUCCAAAGAUUCUCCUUUUGGACGAAGCAACGUCUGCUUUAGAUACAGAAAGUGAAAAGGUUGUCCAAGAAGCCUUGGAUAGGGCGAGUAUUGGACGUACUACUCUUGUUAUCGCUCAUCGUCUUUCAACAAUUCAACAUGCAGAUGCUAUUAUGGUUAUAAGGAAAGGAAAAGUAAUCGAACGAGGCACACACGAAGAGCUCCUUGCUCUGAAAGGGGUUUACUUUCAUUUGCAUUCCGCGCAAUCCCUUUCCUCUUGAAAACGUUUUCAGUACUUUGAUAUGGUAAUUAACAAUUUAAACAAAUUCACACGAUGAAGAGAAAAUUAAAGCUCGACUCACUUGAUGUUAGUGCUUGUAGUUAAAAUUGUUUUCGUUUAAUCUUUAUUAAAACGCCAAACCAUUAAA
Molecule: messenger RNA, 4443 nt
Organism: Xenia sp. Carnegie-2017
Lineage: Eukaryota; Metazoa; Cnidaria; Anthozoa; Malacalcyonacea; Xeniidae
Product: ATP-dependent translocase ABCB1-like
Exons: 26
Coding region: 427-4296 (1289 amino acids)
Biological process (GO): transmembrane transport
Cellular component (GO): membrane
Molecular function (GO): ATP hydrolysis activity; ABC-type transporter activity; ATP binding
Source: RefSeq, a predicted model, not a curated record